CCCGUUGCCAGUUUUAGGUUCUCAAUUUGGCCAAAACCCGGUUCUUCUCUCCAGUCUCCUCACCUUCCUUCUCCAGUCCGGCUUCCAGUCUCUUCUUCUUUCUUCUGUUCUUGAAGAUCAGUCAUCCGUGUUUUAUUCUCUGCUCUUAGCUAGGGUUCCCUUCUUUUUCUCUUGCUCUCUCUCUAUAUCCAUUUUGGCUGUAGUGCCAGCUAUUGUGUGUGGGUGUGUGUGUGUGUUUUUUUUUUCUUUCCGGGAGUUGUAGUUUCCUUAGAUUCCGAUCCAUCAUUGUGCUGAAUUAAAGGAUGAUGAUGAUGAUGAGUGUGGGGUGAGUUCCCUCUCAUGUAUGGUCUGACUCGAAGCAAAACUUGUACAGUUUGUGGAUAUCUCCCGAGGUUUAGGCAUCAUGCGGUUCGUUUUGGUGAGGAUUCUGGAUAAGGAAUUUUCUUCAUGCUCUGUCUCUCCCUCUAUGUGAUGGCUGGAUUCUGAUUUAACUGCAAAUUCGAUAAACCCCAAAGAAUAAAAAGAAAGUAGUAAAAGAUAUGUUCUGUUUCUACUGUAUCCGAAAUGCUACUACUAGUAGUUAGUUGGUCCAGUGUAUUCUUUAUUCUAAUACCAGUGUUCCUACCUAAGUAGUAUCAAUUAGUCUUUUGGUUGAGUUUUGACUUGAGUGCUAAGUAUUAUUUUGGGUAACAGAGGCGGAUCCGCAUCGAAUUCUGUGGUUACUGCUUCUUCUCUUUUGCAGUACCUCUACUAUUGACUACUUACCAGGUAUCGCCCUCCACCACCACCAUAACCACCACGGCCCACAAGAUUUUUCUGCUGUUUGAUGAUGUGGCCGCAGAUGAAAGAAAGCUCCUUUUCUAUCCCUUGCUCGUCCGAGAGGAUUUAAAGCAGCGUUAGCCGACGACAUAGCCACCCUCUGGUCCUCUCAGUGUAGAUGGACACUUACUCCUCUGGAGAAGAACUGAUAAUUAAAGCCAGGAAGCCUUACACUAUAACUAAGCAACGUGAGCGGUGGACCGAGGAGGAGCAUAAUAGGUUCCUAGAAGCCUUGAAGCUGUACGGACGUGCUUGGCAGCGUAUAGAAGAACAUAUAGGAACAAAGACUGCGGUGCAGAUCAGAAGUCAUGCACAGAAAUUCUUUACAAAGUUGGAGAAGGAAGCCCUUGCUAAAGGAACCCCAAUAGGACAAGCUCUUGAUAUUGAAAUUCCACCUCCCCGUCCCAAAAGGAAACCAUGUAAUCCAUAUCCUCGAAAGAUGAGCAUUGGUCUGCCUACUUCCCAGGUGGAAUCAAAGGAUGGAAAAUUAGGGAAUCCAAGUUCUUCUCUGCCCCAGGCUGAACACAUACUAGAUCUGGAGAAAGAACCAGCUGCUGAGAAACCUGAGGGUGAGAAGUUUGAAGAUGCUAAGGAAAAUCAUGAUGAGGGUGAAUCCAAUAAAUGUUUCAACCUUCUCCAAGCAUCUCCUGGUAUCUCCCCAUCUUCAGCAAACACAUGCUCCUCAACAAUGGCUUCAGGAAAAUCGUCUGUCCUUAAGGAGUUCGUGCCAAUUUUCAAUGAGGUGGUCAAUAGGGAUGAAACUAUUGAAUCCUAUGUUACUGUUGAAGCCGGACCAAAUCAGAAUUCAGACAAAUUUUAUACCAUACAGUCAUUUGAGGAGAAUGGCACUUGUAACAGCAGAAAUUGGGCAAAUGCACACUCUUUAAAUGAUAAACCGGCUCAAAACAAAGGAAAUGUACCGGAACAAUCUGAAAAUAUUGACACCUCGCCAAAAAAUGGUGUACAAUCUCCGAAGAGCCAACCCAGACAUGUUGCGGUGCACAUUCUUGAUGGGAGCUUAAGAAUGAAUGCUCCGAAUGUUUCUGCCCAUAUGCCAUAUGAGGAAUCCUCAUUUCAUGAGAUCGGUGGGGUUAAUUCAAACAUAUUCUCUACUCUUUCUUCAUCUGCUACAUCUCAGCAUCAGAGCAGUGCAUCCAGGUUUUCCAUUAGCCAGCCAUUUGUCGGUUUCAAUCCUAUCUGGACUCCAGUCCAUCAAGAAGAUUACCAUUCAUUCCUGCAUGCGUCCUCUACCUUCUCAAAUCUAAUUGUAUCUGCUUUAUUACAAAAUCCAACGGCUCAUGCUGCAGGAAGCUUUGCUGCUAGUUUGUGGCCAUGCUCAACCACAGAAGCUCCUGUGGAGUCACCUGGAGGAAGUACAGGAGGAUUUACAGCAAGACAGAUGAAUGCAGCUCCAAGCAUAACAUCAAUUGCCGCGGCCACAGUGGCAGCUGCAACUGCAUGGUGGACAGCCCAUGGGCUUUUGCCACUUUGUGCUCCAUUUCACAUGGGUUUAAACUAUGUGCCUGUUUCAGGCUCCGCAGUUCCUGCAGUUACCAAUCAACCAAGAGUUGACAUUACUGAAAGAAGAGAAGAAAUCAGUGGUCCUCCCUUGGAUGCUAAACAUCUGGAACCAGAAUUUUCUGAAGCUCUGCAAGAGCAGCAUUCAACCUCAAAAUCACCGACUUUGUCAUUGUCAGAUUCUGAGGAAAGUAAAGGUCUGAAUUCAAGUAAUAAAUCAACUGCUAAAAAAACUGAUAGUGCAGCAGUGACUGAUGUUAAUGAUUCAAACAAGCCAAAGGGUAGGAAACGGGUAGACCGCUCUUCAUGUGGAUCAAAUACACCUUCGAGCAGUGAAGUAGAGACAGAUGCUUUGGAGAAGCUUGAGAAAGGAAAGGAAGAGUUAAGGGAACCUGUUGUAAGUCAGCCUAUUGCUGAUUCUAGCGGUCGACGAAGUAGAAGCUCCAGCAGUACAAGCGAUUCUUGGAAGGAGGUUUCUGAGGAGGGCCGGCUGGCUUUUCAGGCUCUAUUUUCCAGGGAAGUACUGCCACAAAGCUUUUCUCCUCCACAUGAUUCAAAGAAUAAAGGAAAGAACACUAAUGAGAAAAAUAAGGAUAACGCAGAUGAGAAAGGUGACGAGGGAUAUCUGCUAGACCUCAAUGGGAAGAUGUGCAUGAAUUCUGCCAUUCAUCAAGAAUUGGAGAAUAAUUCGAGUUUAAGAUGUUUAAACAUCACGGAAGGGGGACUACUGACUACGGGAAAACUGAAAGUGCGUCGGACAGGAUUUAAACCUUACAAAAGGUGCUCUGUGGAGGCCAAGGAGAACAGGUUGGUAUGUGCUGGAAGCCAAGAAGAAGAAAAAGGUACGAAGAGAAUACGGUUGGAGGGUGAGGCUUCCUACUCAUUGAACAUGCAACACAGAUGACAAAGAUCUUUGCAUGUUUCAGAGUGCAGCAUGUUAUUACGUCUAUCUAGUUUGAUUAUGUUUACUUUAAAAGCUCACGAAACUUAUCGUGUAGAUCUGCUACAAUUUGUUAUUUUGGAGCUGUGCAAAUACUACGCAUAAACAUCCUUUUAAUGCAAUCUGUAAUUGUAAGAAAAUGAAAGGACCUUGAUCAGGCCAUUUCUUUGAAAUUGUCCUUCCCUUCA
Coffea eugenioides is the source of this 3465-nucleotide messenger RNA. Its product is annotated as protein LHY. The coding region runs from base 938 to 3241 and encodes 767 amino acids. The record is from RefSeq and is a predicted model, not a curated record. Gene Ontology annotation, molecular function: DNA binding. The transcript has 7 exons. NCBI's taxonomy places the organism in Eukaryota, Viridiplantae, Streptophyta, Magnoliopsida, Gentianales, Rubiaceae.